Schistosoma bovis is the source of this 4135-nucleotide messenger RNA. Lineage: Eukaryota; Metazoa; Platyhelminthes; Trematoda; Strigeidida; Schistosomatidae. The record is from the annotation of a GenBank genome assembly.
CGCAAGCUCGCAAAGCGAAAUCAUCUUUAGCUCUCUCGACAAAGUAACUCUGCUUGGAUAUUGAAACGCUACCAACUUUUGAAGAGUCAAGGACGAUGUCUUGUUUUUGUAUUUGCUUUUGGCGAUGUUUCAAAAACAGGCUUACAGAGAAAAAUGCUGAAAUUCUUAAGAAAAUCCUGUAUUAUAUCAGUAGUGCAGAUAAUCAAACUAAUGAACAGCUCAACUACGUAAUUCAGGAAAUAUACAUGGUGAUAUCGAAUGAAUAUACGGAUAGUACUAUUUUUCUUGAAAAGCUGAAAAGCACCAUAAUAAAGGGCAAACAAUUGCAUAAAUCCAGUCAUGAUAUUAAGAUCAAUAAUCAACAUUCGAAUACUACAAAAGGACAUAGGAAGUCGGAGAAUUGUUCUAUGCAAUCGUUUCCUCAGUCAGUAAAUAAUUCUAGUUCUCAAUUUUCAGAAUACAGAACUGAUGAGAAAAAUUAUGACUUUUCUCACUCCCAACUUCAGUUAGUUUUGAGAAUGGAAGGCAUCCGUGAUUGGCUCCAUUUAAUUGCUUCAUGUGGUCUAUUAAAUGAACUUGAUCCACCACUUCCACGUAUUUCUUCUAUAGAAAGGCAUAUACGGAUCGGAUCUUGGAACCUUAACCGCUUCGAUUUAAGUAAAGCUAAACAUCCAGGAUUCAUGGAAGUUGUUUGCCUGACCAUUUUACGAAUGAACGUCUCAUUAAUAUUGCUUCAAGAAGUCUCAGACCCUUUAGUUGCUGAUUAUCUGUGCAAUGAGCUAAAUUAUCCAUCUCUUCCCCACGUAAAACGAUGGGUUGAAAAAUUUCCUCUGUCUACUCCCCCGUACUGGAAAGCGUCAUGUUCGAUCCAACCAACUGGUUCCAUGUUCCGUGCAAAAGAGUAUGCCGUUUUUCUAUAUAAUUCUCGAUGUGGUAUUCGGAUUUCUCGGACAAGUUUAUUGGAAAAGUCUUCGAACUCAUUACCUGUUUCAAGAAAGUCGUUUACACGCAGUCCAUGUGGAGCCUCCUGCCAUGUAUGUAACAAAAGGUGUUUAAAAGCAGAUGCUAGUUUGAAAAAAUUUCCUUUGUUCAAUUUAAUAUGAAACCAUGUACCAUGAUUUUGGCUGACCUGAUUAAACUUAGUGAUUUACAAAUAUUUAAUUCUUCUCGUAGGCUCACUUUCCAGUACUGAAUUGCUUAUUUUUUCCAGCGUUUUAUUUUUGGUUUUUCUUAACCCUAUCGCCUGUAAUAUGCUAUACCUUUGUCUGUGUAAUUUCAUCUACUUUUCUUCUAUUCAACUACUUAUCAUUUUUAUGUUUUACAUAGUUUCUAAGUUAUUACUGAGUAACCUAUUUCGUCAUAAACUUGAGAAGUGUAUGUACGUAAUAUUCGAGAAACUUGAUUACAUCAUCAGCCCUUAUACAACAGAUGUUACCCAUAUCUCUUAGGAUACAUGUGUAUAUGUUUAUGAAGUGGCAUUUAUUUUUGUUCAUCAAUGAGCUAGUGAGGAUCAAAGGCAGUUAUUAUAUUAUUUUGAUAUGAUUAUUACACGUAGAGUCUUACUCUUGAAAUGUGUUAGGACAUCGUCACUCAUUUUGUAAAUAUGUACAACGCCACCAUCUGGACAUCAACCGCUAUGUACAUGGAUUGUUUUAAUUUACUUUCAGAUUCAACAUAUUAACUUAGUUCUCAUUUCAGUACAUUUGAAGGCAAGUGGAUUAAGAAAUAGUCAAAUUGGCAGGACUAUCUCAGAAAUUGAAUCUCUUGGUUAUCUUGUUCAAGCUUUUUAUGAAACACAACCUAGGGGAACAUAUCUCAUUAUAGCUGGUGAUUUCAACCUCUUCCCAACACAUGAAGGUUAGUUUAGAUCCAUAGUAAAUAGGAACUAUGUAACUGAUUAAAUCUCUCUGAAUAGACUUAGAAGUAAAUCAUAUGUAUUUUGUUAUGCGAAUUUUUCUACGUGAAAUAACUAGUGAAAGUUUUUCACAAUCUAACCGCGGAAUUUUAGUGAGACUGGCAAUUGUAAGCAAUUUAUUCUAUUUACGGACACAUCGCUUCACAUAAAAUGUAUUGCUAUGCAGAUGUUUGGGAAGUUAUUUGUUAAUACGUGGAUCUACAUAAAACAAUAUCCAUCUAAAAAACUCAGAAAAAAACCUAAAAUUCGGUUGUAACGCUGGUAUUCAUGGUCUUCAAGUUAAUCGUAGUCUACUGUUGUGAAUCGAUAGUGGUCAAACUAUUGAUAAGUUUUGUGACAGUAUCGAGAUAUACAGGUAGGUUCUGAAUUUUUCUUACAGCUUUUCCCUGAAUGUGCGUUACAGCUAGAAAUGACCCGUCUCUUACAAGUUCUCUUGUAUUACACUUAACUAGCUUCGUCAAUAAGGUGACGUUAUUUACAUGUUGUAAAGAAAUGCAACACCUAUUCACUUUGUAGUUUGUGUCCACCUAUUUUGUGAUAAUAAAUGAUUUUACUGGGUCGCAUAAACCUCAUAUAAAACAGAAUUUGAACACAACCCGAGCAGUUGAAAAUGAUAAUACUGAAUAACUGAAAUAAACCAGAUAUCUGGCGGUUGAUUUUCUUACUAAAACUUUCUUGGCAAGUACUUGUCGUCUUCAUUCAAAUAAAUAAAUUACGCUAUUUCCACGAAGUAAAUUGUUAGCAUAACGUUUUUAAACUUACUCUCGAGAGAUCACAUUUUACAGGGAAGAUAUUUUCUCACAUUUCCAGGAAACCAAGAACUCCAUGUUUAACUAAGAUAUAAUGAAAAUCAUAUCUGUUUCUGUAUUCUUAGGAACGACUAGUCUUAGUGCAAAGUAGAGUGUAGUGAAAUUUCAGGAACAAAGUCAAGUAGUCAAAAGUUAUGUAACAUUCUAGUAAAAAAUACCAUUGAGUCACUUUCUGAAGGAUUACAUUUAACCAACUAAAUGUAUUGUAUCGAUUUAGUAAUGGACACUAAUACAGUAAGAAUUUUUAUCAAUUAAACCAAGUUACUUGCACGCGUCAUAUGCAAACGUGGAGAGAUACAAAGUUUAAAGAAGAAUGUAGAGUUUCUACGGUUAUUGAAGUAAAUGUCAUUAUAGAUGUUGUCUAAAGAAUUCGCUGCUGAAAGACAUCCCUGGAGGUUUAAGGCUCUCACGACUGAUUUGUAAGCUACACUAUUUACGAUAAUUAACGCUUUGACAGGAAUAAAUUCACAAGAACUCUCUCAACACAACCUGAAUAUAUUCAUCAUUGCACGAGCCUCUAUCUGAAUAAUUCCAGCAACAGUUCAAAGUUAGUUUCAUAAUACCUACCUUAAGUAGCAAUUUUGGUUCUGUUGUAUUUACAAAUGAAUUAUUUUUAGCAGUAAUUAUUGUGUUAGAGAAGAAGCACAGUGUUUAUUACAACCACGUUUUAUAUGUAUUUUCGUUUUAUUGACUAGUAUUAUUUUUGAUAAAAAGAUUUUCUAAACUGUUAUCGAUUCAUCCUUCCCACAUUAUUGGAGGCAAUACUUUAAGAAUUUCCCAAUUACAUAAACGUAAUUGGAUCAAUUAAUCUUUUAUGCCAGUUAGAUGCAAGCACUCAGAUACUCCUGAGCCGUUAUGAAUUUGUAUUUAGUACACUUAUAGGUUCAUUAUUUACUUUCGCUUGUACAUAAUUUGAACAUUACGCAAAUAAUUUCCAUAAUUUUAAUUAAAGCUCUCAUCAUUGUUAAUUUAGAUUCGAUUUAUUUAUUGCCUCGUUAUGCUGAUUAUCUCUACUUGUUUAUUUAAAAGUUUAUCGGGUAUUACGUGAACGUGGUUUAUGGCCAGUACUCAAAGGUGAACAACAAACUACCAUGAAUUAUUCUAAGUCCAGAUCUAACCAUUUUAGAGCAUAUGACAAUGCAUGGCUUUCUGCUAACCUCUCUUUGACUUCUGAAUCGACUAUUCGUUGGACUGGUGAUUCUGGUGUCAUAUUAAAAGGGCUCAGACAUCCUUUAAUUCCGGAGGAAACAGGAAGUGGUGCAAAUGGUUUUGUUAGUGAUCAUGCUCCCAUAUGGUUUGAUAUUCACUUAACGUAACAAUAACCUGUAUUUAUGUAUAAUUUUUUAUUAACUAACUUAUGAUAACGUUGUACAUAUGUACUUAAUAAUAAAGAGCAUUUAUUUUGAUAGCU